ACGUCCUUGGCCAACUCAGUAAUGUAAUGAAACCUGAACCUCUCCACACCUUUGCUUAAUAACCAUUGCCAUGCUUACUUCGCUCCCUGUGGUCGUGCCUGGGGAACAGGUCAGAGUCUUGCCCAGGCACACUGGUAGGGGGGGGUGCAGGAGGUGUGUUGGGUUCAAGCUUAGGGUUCGGUCCUAACUCUCGCCUGCGGUCCGGUGGGGGGUCCUGCCGCAUCAGGUCCCGAGACCGGCCCAAUAUCAUCCUCUCCAACAUGAUGUUGCGGGGCAGAACUGGAAGCAACCCAGACACAACUGCGGUUGGCGUUACACCUUCAGCACUUCCUGCACCAUCUCCACCGACAUCUGUCCAGACCUCUGCAGAUAUCCCAUCAGAAGCACCUCGACGCGCAAAACAACCUGCUCCCUUAGUCCGUGAGAGGUUCCGUUGCAUAGUACCGUACCCACCAAAUAGUGAAUAUGAGUUAGAACUGCAACUUGGGGACAUCAUAUACGUGCACAAGAAACGAGAAGAUGGCUGGUACAAGGGAACUUUACAGCGUACUGGGAAGACUGGUUUGUUUCCGGCCAGUUUUGUAGAAUCUUGUUAGCUCAGAUAAGCGUUUUUGUAUCAGAUCCAUUUCAAACUAUAGCAACUCAUUUAACUGAAGAAGACUUACAGAGAGAAUAGCUCUGUACAUGCCAAGACUUUCUAGAAGUUGGAGAGGGGUUUUGAUACUUUUUUAAAAGCUGACAGAAUAAACGCUUUACAGUUAGCAUUUUUUCCUUUUUAAGAUGGAAUGGCUCAGCAACUCUGUAUUAUGCAUUGAGAAUAAAUAGCCCUCUAGGAACUGGUAUUUCGAACAUGCUACAAGCUGAGCAGAGCUGAAGUACAUAAAUUGAUUCAGUUAUGUCUUGAGGUCUGUUCUUUUUGUGUUGAUAUUGUUGACCAUGAUGACAGUUUAACUUUGCUUGAUUAUGUUUUUAUAUGUUGAUAUGAUUAUUUUCUCUUUAUUAUUAUUAUUAUUAUUAUUAUUACUAUUAUAAUUAUCAUCAUCAUCAUCAUCAUCAUCCCAUCCUCAUUACCAUCAACAUUAUCUGAAUCACCAUCACCUUCACAUUGUUCAGAUAGUAAGCAGUGAAAUUAUGUUACAACAGGGAGCAGUAACAUGAUAGAUAAUAGGCAGUUUAAGAUUCUCUGUUAUUUUGUUCAUAACUUUUUUACACAGGCAGAUAAAACAGACAAGCACACACACAAAUUAAAUUACAAAUACAUGCAAAAGAUAUAUUUAUAAACAAGCACACACAAACUAUCAGGGAUACCCUGAUCCGAGAAUCCCAGGUUUCUCUCCCGGCUGCAUCCUUUAGGUAACCAUCUUGCUCUGUAAGCUGAGUGGCAUAAGAUCAAGGCUAUGGCUAAUCACUGCAGUGUUGCUCCUCACCAUAUUAUCACAUUAUUAUUAUUAUUAUUAUUAUUAUUAUUAUUAUUAUUAUUAUUAUUAUUAUGAUGAUUAUUAUAGGACCUAGACUGUUAUUAUUGUUACUAUUAAUGAGAGUUACAAUUUUAGUUGAUUUUUUAUAUCUGCUAUUUUCAUUACUGUUAUUUGUAUGAUUUUCUUGCAUUAGUAAUUGAUUUAGUAGCUGAUAUUAUCAUCACUGUUUUAACAAUUUUUUUGACUGAACUAUGAAAGUCUUUCAUGUUGCUUGCCAUACGAGUUGUGAAUUCAUCUCCUUUAGUCAUCAUCAUUAAUUGUGUUGUUGUAUAUGGUUAAGAUUUAAAGAGGAAUAUUCAAGACAAGAGAUGUCAUGCUUUUGUCAUAUUCUUUUUUUUAUGAAAUUUGAAAAAAAAAAAUCUUUGUUGACAUGUAGUUUACAAGUUUCAUAUGAUUUUGUACAAACUAUUCUUUUUAACCCCCAGAUAAAAGAGAAUGUGAGUUCCUUUACUGUAAAAGCAUUUUUUCAUUAUUGCUGUACAGGAGGGUGCUAAUGGUAUUCUAGGUUAUCUGGUAGGAGUGAAAUCGGUCUUUCACACAAGACGGAGAAAAAUCUUGCUGCUGAAUCUUUUGUUGCUCAAAAUCAUUUGGUUGAAUCAAGUUGAAUGUACAUUCUGUCAUCAGCUUGGGGAAACAAGAUGGAAUUAUUUGUUCCAGUAUAUGAUUUAUGCUGGACAGAUCCCUUGAUUCACUGCUGCUGUGGUGCAAAUUCUAUGGUCUAUUCCAGACGUGGCCACAUGAGCAGCCAUGUCGGGAUGUCAGUGCAGUUAGAUUUCAGGGAGUUAACUGGAUGUAAAUAAAGAUGGGAUUCACAGUUGGAAAUUGUUUUUGUUGAAUACUAAUAACUUGCAGUUAUUUUUGAAAAUAAUGAAAUUUGAAAGUAAUGGCAUACCACAUUGUGUAUGUCUAGUAUUGAUAUUUUUCUGUCCAGCAGCUAGGUAAGAGAAAAUGAGAUUAGAUGGUACAAAUUAUACUCUUCGGUGCUUUUUUUUUUCUUUUUUUCCAGAGCUUGCAUGCCAUGCCUCAUUCAACUUAUAACUUAUUUUGUUAGUAUUUAAUCCGUUAGUGUUGGCUCUGUGGCAGUACAGUUGAACAAUUUGGAUUUUAAGAAUAAGCCUCUGUAGUCUUGAGGAUUAUAUAGUGUAAGGAUUGUUCAAGGAGCUUAUAGUCCUAGGUUUGCAGAGUAGCAAAGUUUAUUAUGAAAGGAUUGCUUAUAUUUGGUAUAAGAUAAUUUAUGUGGACAUGCACACUUGUAUGCACACACACACACACACACACACACACACACACACACACACACAC
This is a messenger RNA of Penaeus vannamei (Pacific white shrimp), 2780 nucleotides long. The record is from RefSeq and is a predicted model, not a curated record. NCBI's taxonomy places the organism in Eukaryota, Metazoa, Arthropoda, Malacostraca, Decapoda, Penaeidae.